This is a messenger RNA of Rhinichthys klamathensis goyatoka, 1820 nucleotides long. It is a transcript of the gene slc22a15, whose product is annotated as solute carrier family 22 member 15. The transcript has 12 exons. Gene Ontology annotation, biological process: transmembrane transport. Gene Ontology annotation, molecular function: transmembrane transporter activity. The coding region runs from base 136 to 1638 and encodes 500 amino acids. Gene Ontology annotation, cellular component: membrane. The record is from RefSeq and is a predicted model, not a curated record. Lineage: Eukaryota; Metazoa; Chordata; Actinopteri; Cypriniformes; Leuciscidae.
ACGUGGUUUCAUUCCACGUCUACGAAGGGAAACCAGAUUACAGCGGAGCAUCUGAAACCUCAGUUGUUAUCAGAUCCAUUAUUGAAAAUGUAAAAAUAUACUCGAUGGCAUGCAGUCGGAUAAUUUGACCCUGGGAUGGAUUUAGAGGAGGCUUUCCAGGUGGUUGGAGAAUUCGGUAGGCACCAGAAACGGAUGAUCACCAUCCUGGUUUUCCUACAGAUUUACAUGGCAUGUCAGUCCAUGCUCAUAAUUUUAGUGGGUGCUGUUCCAGAAUAUCAUGUAGAACCUUUUACUGAAGGCGUGGAUGGUGAUGUAACUCAACACAGUGUGAAGUUCACUGAGGAUGUCAGCUCAAUCGUGACUGAGUGGUACCUAAUUAAACAUCAAGCCUACAAAGUGAACUUGGCUGGGUCCCUGUUCUUUGCUGGUGUGCUGAUCGGAAAUGUCCUGUUUGGACCACUCUCUGAUAAGAUUGGAAGGAAGCCGGUAUUUUUAACUGGUCUGUUUUUUGAGGUCUUGUUUGGGUACGGCACAGCGUUAGCGCCCAGCUAUGAGUUGUUUGCUGUGUCUCGGCUGCUGGUGGGGUUGAUGAACGGAGGAAUGGCAUUGGUCUGCUUUGUUCUCACUCAGGAAUAUGUGGGAAAGUCCUACUGGGCUAUGACAGGGACCUUGACCAAUAUGACCUUUGCAGUGGGCAUCGCUCUGUUUGGCGCCUUAGGUUAUUAUGUUCGGCCGUGGCGAAACCUAGCAACUGUGGCCAACUGUCCGGGACUUUUGCUCUUCCUGCUCUGUGUGAAUUUGCCAGAAUCUCCACGCUGGCUUUAUUCUCGGGGUCACACAAAGCAGGCCGAGGACAUCCUGCAGUAUUUUGCUGUGAGGAACGGGAAAGGCAGAAUUCUAGUGAAGCUCCGCCGGACCGUCAACGCCAGCACUCCGGACGCAGCCAGCCCUGGGGUUUUCCAGCUGUUCACACAUCCCAUACUGCGCUGGAGGACUGUGGUGCUCAUGUAUGUGUGGUAUGCCUGUAGCCUUGUGUAUUACGGGUUGACCCUCAAUGCCAGUGAAGAGAAAGGUAACCGUUACCUUAGUGUUGCCAUGUAUGGGCUGGUGGAACUCCCUGCUUACCCUCUCUGCAUGUACUUCAUUAACAAACAGUGGGCAGGCAGGAGGAAGUCAAUGGCCAAUUUUCUCGCCUUUGCAGGUGUAUCCUGUCUGCUCACAACGGUUGUACCUGUAUCAGGGUCCUUAUUAAGUGCCACGUCAUUGGCUCUAGUGGGAAAACUGCUGGUCAGUGCUGCAUUUAAUAUUGCGUAUGUGUAUACGUCAGAGCUCUACCCAACUGUCAUCAGGAAUGCAGGGUUGGGUGUGUGUUCCAUGUCCUGUAGAGUUGGGGGAAUUCUGGCACCGUUUGUGCCGAGUUUGAAAUCCUUGCACGCCUCCAUGCCUUUUAUGGUGUUCUGUUUGAGUGGGAUUUCGGCGGGCUGCCUGGGGCUCCUCCUACCGGAGACACUCAAUAAACCUUCUGCCGAAACUCUUGAUGAACUGUCCAGCCCCACCUACCAGCGAAUCUUAGAGCCGCAGGUCCACCUUUUGGAAGACAAGCAUUUAAUUGACCACAACGGAGCUGAUAGUGACUGAGACAUGGACUUUGGAAACAUUUGAUCAAUUCCUAAGCACAGUCGACCAGUGUCAGAAUGUUGUCCCAUACAGAAAGACUAAAGGUGCCUUCUAGAAGAAAUCUGCUGAAAGGAUCAAUUCAACUGAUGUAUCUAUCAGGACUGUUUUAAAAUAAAAAGGACCAGAUACUCUGUCGUAAACUA